AAUCCCCACUGGGGUUUUUAUUUUUUGCUAAACAAACCAAAAAAGGCUGAAAAUUUUGAAAAAAAAAGUUUUUUCUUAGUUUCUGUUAUAAAAUUUUAUAAAUAAGUAAUUUUUCUCCUUCACUGAUGUGCGCUAAUGAGGCUGCAGUGAUGGGCACUGAUGGGCGGCACUGAUAGGCACUGAUAUGUGCCAUUGAUGUGCACUGAUGGGCACUGGUAUGUGGCAUUGAUGGGCACUGACAGG
Staurois parvus is the source of this 243-nucleotide messenger RNA. The record is from the annotation of a GenBank genome assembly. NCBI's taxonomy places the organism in Eukaryota, Metazoa, Chordata, Amphibia, Anura, Ranidae.